CACACAGCAGGAAGAAUUAUCCGCCUUUGCGAUAAGCCACAGGAGAAGCAAACCUCUCAGAAUGCACUGACAUUCAUCAUUUAACUGACCCGUCAGCAGAUCAAUUCGUGCGACUGCGACUGUGAACAUGCAGAAGCCAUCCCAGACAUCACCGGGAAGUGUCAGCUCCAACCGGCCGUUGAGUGCUCCUGGAUCACCAGGUUCAACAAUAUGUGCGAAGAUGGAUAACCAGGUGUUGGCCUAUAAAGAUCUGGCUGCAAUCCCGAAAGACAAGGCAAUACUGGAGAUUGAGCGGCCAGACCUGAUGAUCUACGAACCACAUUACAGUUACUUCUGUGCAGAGAGACCGGAGCCAGUGGGGUCUGCUGAGCGCUCACAGUCACCACGUCCGAUGUCUCCUCUCACCUACCCUGAGUACAUGAUGUAUAAGGAGAGCCGGGAAUGGGCAGAUGGGAAGUCUCCGGGAUCCACGAUGGGAUCGGCCUGCAGUCGCCGUAGCUACCUGUCCACUGGGAGUCUCCCACACCACUUCCACAGGCCAGAUAUCGGCACCAAUAUGUACAGGAAGCGACCCAUCUACAAGCAGAAUGAACCAUUGACAGUGCUUCCACAGAGUAAAUACAUCGAGGAUCUCAUCAUUGAAUCAUCAAAGUUCCCGGCUGCCCAGCCUCCAGAUCCCAACCUCCCGGCGAAGAUUGAGACAGAAUACUGGCCUUGUCCUCCCUCGCUUGCUGUCGUAGAGAAAGAAUGGAGGAAAAGAUUCCCUUCGAAGGAGGAUGAAGAGGAUGAUGAGGAGGAGGAUGAUGAGAUGAAACAACUGCGUGAGAUCCAGAGGAAGGAGCUGAACAAGAUCCAGUCCGGACUGGGCAAAUUGAUCUUGAAGGAGGAGUUGGAGAAAUCCAAGCCGCGAGGGAGGAAAUCACGUUCACUUCCAGACCGAACCACAAGGAGUUUCUCUCCUCAACAGUCAACAUGUAAAUCACCCUCGCUCCCCAUCCAUGGGAGGAACAGUCUGGACAGGCUGCAGUCCGCAGACUUUGUUACACCGCAGAGACCGGAGAGAAGGAGCAAUGCUGCAGAUAUCCAGAAUGGUGAUACGCAGUCAGGGAGGAUGGACAGAGGCACAUCUUUGCCCACAAUGUUGGAACAAAAGGUUUACCCGUAUGAAAUGCUGAAAGGAAGCAGGAGUAUGAAUCUGCCCCCGGGAGUGGACAGGCCCCGGCUGGAGAGACAUCUGUCCCCCGAGGAGUUCCAGGAGGUUUUCGGGAUGACAAUUAAAGAGUUUGAUAAGCUUCCCCAGUGGAAGAGGACUGAUCUGAAGAAGAAGGCUUGUCUCUUUUAAUGUGCUUGAAGGGUGGGAUGGAGAAUCCUGACGUUGGCUGCUUUGCUAAAUGGUUGUUGCUGCUCCAAUAUAUCACUCACACACGACUCAACUUUAAAGCGUUUUUCCUUUCCACGUGUGUUUUUUUUUUCUCUCCUCUUCUAUUUUCAAAUAUCCUGGGUUGGAAACCCUGGUGAUCUCACGAUGGUAUUUUGGUUUGGUUUGGAUUGGCUGUGCUGCAUACAUCCCCCUCACCACAAGCCGAAAGUGAACUGCGACCGUGAUGAGCUCCACAUGUAUCCAAUCAGUCCCUGAUGUCUGAGUUGCAGUGCGGUUUGGCGUGUGAUCAGCCCUGUCUGCAACGCAUUGCGUUCCUGGUGGAACAGGCUUCCGAAGGGCUGAAUGGCCAGUUCAUCCGCAGCACUGACACUUCAGCGUUUGUCCUCUUCAGACAUUUCGCUCAGCUCUGAGCCAGGAACAAUCCAGAGUCUGCUUCCCCUCUGGACCGAAUCACUCAACAACUUGAAAUCGGAAGCCGAACUUCCUUCUUCAGAUGUUGGGAAAACCUGGGGUCCGAUGCUUUCACGUUUUGUGCACCUCGCAUCUUUGACAAAUCCACUCCCGCCAUCGAAAGACUCACGCAAAGGAUCAAAGUCGGUCCGAUCCGGAUAUGGAAGAAGGGGGCAUGAAUUCAUCCAAAUAUCAAAACUAAUCUAUAUUUCAAAGAAAAAUCUAUUUAUUCUCUCUGCUGCUAUUGUUCUUAGUCCUGAGGUACAGUGAACCAUGGUUAGCUGUAGGUCUGUGACUGUGAGGUACAUGGCACACACCUCUGCCUCUGCUGUGCUACUGCACCUCACAGGAAGGACUGGAGACUGAGCGUGUUAUUCCAUUUGAGUGCCUCCUGUCACCCUGACAUUGACUUGCAAUAUUAUGGUCUGGACUGUUUCUGGAGUUGACGAAGAAAGUGUAGUUUGACUUCUUGGCCAAAUCAAAGGACAAGGUGGAGAUAAUGUCUCCCAGAACAUGCUCUGGUUUCUCCACCUGAUCUGAAGAACAGUGACAAGUCCUCAGGGUGUUGGUGAAUGGGCUCCUGAUCUGCCAUCACAUAAUUGGGCCCAGGUAUUUAUCAAUGAUUAGUACACCCAAAACACAUAAGGCCCAUCCACCCCUAAACUGCUUUGUAAUCACCCCCUGAGUACCUGUUAUAUAUCUUGUGUUUAAAAUAAAUACAAUUCUGUUUUAUA
Molecule: messenger RNA, 2565 nt
Organism: Chiloscyllium plagiosum (whitespotted bambooshark)
Lineage: Eukaryota; Metazoa; Chordata; Chondrichthyes; Orectolobiformes; Hemiscylliidae
Source: RefSeq, a predicted model, not a curated record